AUGUGUGCAUGCAUCUGUGUGUCACCCGCGCUCUCGUGGCCGUGUUUCAAGUGCACUGACUGCUCCAGUUUCUGGCCGCGCGGCCACGCGGUCCUUCCCCCGCCGGGGCUGGCCCGCUGCCCGCUGCCCGCCGUUAGCCGGCGGGGGGAGUCCCUCACGAGUUCUGCCGCCACCCGAAAGAAGCUCGAGGGCCCCAGCGAGCUUUGUGCGCCACUCGGGCUCCGAACGGGGACACUCGAGGGCAUGCGGAAUUUGCCGAGCUCGUCGACCCUGGUCUCUUUUUUGGGCGCCGGCGGCACGUCUCCCGCCUAA
Prorocentrum cordatum is the source of this 312-nucleotide messenger RNA. The record is from the annotation of a GenBank genome assembly. Lineage: Eukaryota; Dinophyceae; Prorocentrales; Prorocentraceae.